CGCGCCUGCGCAGUGUCCGUCUCCUCUCCCGGGUCUCCCCGCGCACACGUGUCCAAGAUGGAGUCGCUGAGCGCGGAGCAGAUAACUAAGGCUGUACAGGCUUUGUUGGCCUAUGUGAAGAAGAGUAAGGAUGAUAACCCGCUGUUCCUCAAUGAACAUCAGUUUAUAACGCUCGUUGUGACAGUAUGGAAGAUUCCAGAAAAGGAGAAAACGCUAAAAAUACCUCUGCCUCAUGGCAUUCGAACAGACACAACAGAAGUUUGUCUCUUUACAAGAGAUGAGCCAAACAUGAGUGCAGACCAGACAGAGAAAUUCUACAAGAAGCUACUCACCCAACAAGGAAUUAAAAAUGUAACACAGAUCAUUCCAUACAAAGCACUGAAGACAGAGUACAAAGCAUAUGAAGCAAAGCGUCGCUUGUUGAGUAGCUAUGACCUGUUCUUGGCGGAUGAUCGAAUCAGGCGGCUGUUGCCAUCUCAUAUAGGCAAACAUUUCUACAAAGCUAAAAAGGUCCCGCAGUCGAUAAAACUAACUUCAAAUAAACUUGUAAAAGAAAUGAACAAAUUGAUACAGGGUACUAUCCUUCCGAUUACCAACAAGGGCUGCUGUUAUACUUCCCGCGUAGCUCACACAGGAAUGAAGGUGCAGGAAGUAGUGGAAAACAUCAUUGCGGCUGCCCGCAAACUUGCAGUAGACUUACCCAAGAAAUGGAAAAACGUAAAAAUUCUUCACUUGAAAACUCCCACCUCUGUGUCUUUGCCUAUUUAUAACUCAGGCAUGCACAACCUAGUCGAGCUACAGAAAGGGGCAUCCAAGAAGACGGUAAAUACGAAUAAGCAGAAGAAAGUAACGAAAGUUCAAGAUUCAGAGAUGUCAGCUGCAACAGCACCGUUAGCAGAAGCAACUACUGUUCUUGUUGAAGCUAAUGAUGCAGCAGAGAAUACAUUCAAGAUAAGUUCCCCAGUCACCGAGAAAUCUAAGCAUCAGGAAGAUGAAGAAAUACCACAGCUGGUUCCCAUUGAAGAACAGACACCCUCAAAAAAGGCAAAGUUACAAAAAUCAAAGCAGAAAACCACUGUUGAUGUAACCCCCGUCAACAUGAAACUGCCACGAAAGGCUAUUUCACAAACACCAGCAGUAAAGGAGACUCCAAAACAGAAGCCAGAUCAUCCAGAAAUGCAGACCCCGGACAAGCGAAAAAAGAAAGUUCAGACACCAAAGCAGCAGAUGAAAGAAAAUGUGUUUGAGAAAAGUACAAAGAAGAAAACUCCUAAAAAAUCUCUGGCAAAAUCUGCAGGGAUCGUCAGAAAAGAAAAACUUGUGAAAUCUGCAAUGAAAGCUCCUAAAACUCCCAAGCAGAAAGAAAAGAAACAGAAGGUCCCACAGUCUGCCUGAACUUAAAAUGAACUUUAGCCACUUACUCUUUGAACAGUGGAAAUCUGUGUCUGUUCAUGAAGCUGAUAAUAAAUCCUAUACCGCCCUAAGUGGUUUGUUAAAUACACAUUGGGUCCAUCAUAUUUGCCUAAACAUACAUCUCAUAGUUUAACCAUUUAAGAUGAGAAGUUCUGUUCACUGUGGUAACAGAAAGUUUCACCAGUUGCUUGAGAUAAAUAGUAACAGCAAUUUGUACAAUGCAUCAAGUGAUUCAUAGUAUACCAGAAGAAAGAACUGAUUUAACAGGUUGAGAGUUUGAUUUAUUCUGCGGUUCUUUUCAUUCCAACAGGUUAAUGAAUUAAAUGUUUUGGUUCAUUCUGCUAAAUAAGUGGUGCAGCCAAACACUAGAAGCAGUUUAAAAUCAGAAAUACAAUUUAAUUCUCUCCAUCACAACAAUGGAAGAGAUCUUCCUGAGACGUAACAUAUAUAUUAUAUAUAUAAAUAUCACACACACACACAUUCUGUCCUUUGUGUCUCCCUGGACCACCCACUAUUCCUUCACCAGGAUUUGACAAGCUUCCAGCUCUGGGUUCUACAGCGUGUUUUUAUAAAUUGAAGUUUUUGCUGAUAUUGAAUAAUUAAUGUACUCAAAUUAUACAGAAAAGAAGAGAGGCAUAUAAUAAUCCUUGUAUUUGGUGUAGCACCUUAUCAAAUUGUCAAUGGAUCUCAAAGCUCUUCAUAGGAUAUACUAUAAAGUGGUGCGACUAUUUUGUGGGUGGAUGCAACAGAUGAUUUGCAUACAGCCAUGGAGUGGAUUUUAUUUGGGGAACUGGUUAUUCACUCCAUUGCUGUUUGUGGAACCCCUGGCUGUGUGCAAAUUGACUUGAGCUUUCCUAGAAAUAGACAGUUAUGACAUUUGGCAGCAAUUAUCUUUGAGACAUUAAUAGAAGCAAAAUCAAAUGUUUGGGUUGUUAAAUGUGAUGCGGGAAAUCGCGUUAAAUAUUUAAUGACAUGCAAUCAUAUUUGUGUAUGUGGUGGAGAGAUGCCUUUUCAGGAUUUUUGUGGAACUUAUCUAUCAAAAUCUGUUACAGUGCUUGUAAACAUAUUUUAUGCCCAUAUGUGUGUUGAACUUGGCUCAUUUUCAUCUGUGCUUACCCUGUGUUCUCAUUCUUCAUAAGGACUGUCUGCUGAAAUGUAAACCUAAGUCAACAUUCAGCUUAUGAACCGUAUAUUAGAUCUCCAAAAACUAAAUAAAAGAUUAUUUUCCUCCUGUUA
Messenger RNA from Callorhinchus milii (elephant shark), 2649 nucleotides. RefSeq names its product ribosomal L1 domain containing 1 (gene rsl1d1). The record is from RefSeq and is a predicted model, not a curated record. NCBI's taxonomy places the organism in Eukaryota, Metazoa, Chordata, Chondrichthyes, Chimaeriformes, Callorhinchidae. Bases 58 to 1395 code for a protein of 445 amino acids. The transcript has 9 exons.